Molecule: messenger RNA, 10952 nt
Organism: Paramuricea clavata
Lineage: Eukaryota; Metazoa; Cnidaria; Anthozoa; Malacalcyonacea; Plexauridae
Source: the annotation of a GenBank genome assembly
CUUCAGAAAGUGCAUGAUUUUAUCAAAAGUCUAAGUGCGUGUAGGUAAAAGGUAAAGAAUCAAAGAGAAAUCUUAGUUCCGUCAGGUAUUGCGACAUAGCCUACGUCACGGCUUACCGCCUUCGGAGAAGUUUCAGGAAUCAAAUGCACGGAAGUAAAAGGCACAACAACAUUUGCUCGACGACGAGGUUGAAAUUCUAAUAGGCAAGAACGUACCAAAAGCCGCUUUGUGGUUUAUGAGAAAACAUUGAUAAUCAUGGAAUUGUCGUGGAGCGACAAUGAAGUUCCCUUGUCGUCAUUUGUGGAAAGAUUCACGCUACCACAGAUUGUUCAGGUAAUUAAUAUGCUCUGUUUGUACUUGAUGUUUGUGAAAUAAUUCACUUUUCCUUUGCAGUUUGUGCGGUAAAUGUACCCUAAUAUAUGUGUUGGGUUUGCAGUACUGGAAUAAUUGAAUGAUAUCAGUACAUAAUGUAGCGAAAUUACCGUUGUAACGGUGCGUUAAAAACAGAUAUAGUUGAUAAGGUAAUAAUAUAAUUGUUAUUCACUGUUACCUGAGUAUCCUUCAGCUAACUUUCCAUAACAUUCCACACGUUAACCUAAUAUAUAUAUAUAUAUAUAUAUAUAUAUAUAUAUAUAUAUAUAUAUAUAUAUAUAUAGUAGAUACUUGUGUGGAGUGCACCUACUGUAUAAUAUAGCUGAUAGGACCUCGGACAAAUGAUAUGAUAGCCGCGGAUAGGUAGAGAUUACGUCUUACGAAUUACGUCUAGCUUUACAUGCAAGUCUUUACAUGCAAAUGCAUCACGGAAUAUGUGAUAUCAAAAACUAAACUUUUAAUGUAUUUGUUUUACUGUAGUAGAAACUUUGAAAAUAUUCUCUUAUAUUCUCAUAUUAUAUUCUCUUGAGAAGUACUCGGUAAUAAUUCAUAAAGUUUAUGUACGUGUAAUGUCAUCGGUUGCCACUUAAUUAAAAUCUCGAACGUUGCAUGCUUGGACGCCAUUGUUGAGAUAGCGAAGAAUGCAAUUGUGUGUAGUCGGCAAGUACCUGAACGAUAUCAACAUGACUUUGACGUUCCAAGCGAAGGCUUAGUUUCGUGUGGAAGUUAUAGUAACAUAUAUUAGUUAAAUUAUAUCGUUAGUAUCGUUGGGGUUCCAUAUUCACUUAAUUUAUAUCCUUGAUUUUACGAUUAAUAUUGCAUUCUUUCUCUUUCGAAAUUAUGUACUUUAUAGCAUAUGUGUUUUCUUAUUUAGCAUAUGUAUACAGCGAUGUAGAUAUAGUUCACGUCGUCUUUCCUUUUGAAUUGUUGUGGUAAAUAUGUUACCCUGGUAUAUAUAUAUUACAUAUGUUGCAAAUUAUUACUUACAAUCACAUGGAAACACGCAAUAACAAAUGUAAUAUUAUUUGGUUCAUUUAGAUUAUCCGCAGGGCCUUAACUAUGUUCCAUUGCUCGAAAUAUAUUUGCAUAUUCGUAAUUCAUGUGCCGUAUAAUAAUUGUUGAGUGUGUUAUUAAGUAUCUUAAGUGUGUUGUAGCAAUCGUCAUAGGUCACUCGCAAGUGCCUUAGCAAGUGCCUUAAAAAUAUUUCAUCUCUGAAAUCUUGGGUUCGAUUCUCAUUGCCCACUCGUGUGAAAAGAGUUUGGUCAAAGUUGUGCCAAAACUUGUGGGUUUGCUCAGGGUAGGGUGCGUGGGUUAGGAUAAACACAGUUAAGAAAGUAAUAUCACAAUUGUUGUGUUGUGUAUUGAUAAAUUAGUUAGGUAUAAACCUAAUAAUACAUGAUGUAAAGUUUGAUCUUCUUACGAGUUAACCCGCGACCUUCAAUUUUCCAAAACGAUGCUCUAUCGUCUGAGCUACAAGGCCAAUUUGAAAACAAUGUUGCGUGAGUUUUUUAAUCUUGAUUGAGUUUUUUUUGUAUUUUUAAAAUUUCUUUCCGUCUUGCCCAUGGCAUAUAUCAUAACAUGUACUGCGGAAUAUUUACAUUAAAAAAAAUUAGAUUAAUGUUAUCGUAACUCGCUUUGCAAAUGACAAAUGUGCUUUGAUUUUGUUACCCGGCUAUAUUAUAUAAUCUGCUCGAAAGAUUAAGUCUGGAGCGUACAUGCAUGUACGAGCUGGGCAUGUAUACAAACUCUUACAAAGUAGUCACGAUUCUAUUAACGUCAAUAAACUGAUUGGAUGCUCGUAUUAGACACUAUGAUAUACUCAAUUAUAGAUUUGGGCCAGUUAAAAUAACUUUAAAAACUUGUAUGUGAAGGAAUUUUUAGGACUCGUGAGAAAGUAUUCUUCACGGCAACGCCCAGGAAAGAUUAGUAUUAACCCUUUAAGUGGGCAUUGCGUGCAUGAUUUGUUGUUUUCUCUGUCUACAACGCCAGACUAUUUUCCUAGAACUGUCUAAUGUCUAACGGCAUAUGAUCGGGGAAAGACUGGUACUCAAUGCCAAUUAUGGGUCAAUCCGACUAAAUCUUGUAGUUUCGGCUAUAGUUAGGCCACUUUAUAUCCACAUUAUAUAUAGUAAUAAUACACUAAUCAAGGCUGUAUUAUCAUGGUUUACUCUGUGGAAAUAAGCUUAUCAAAUGCGUUGAGUAUAUGCCGGAUUUUGGAGCCGUCUUCAAAUUUGACGGAACGAUUUCGUGUCUGAGAAGUGAAAUGUAACCGGACAAUGGAACGAGUUUGCUCUUUUGUAAAUUUGACAGCUUUCUGAUAUUCUGAGGAGCAUUUGGUGAAAAUUUGAAGAAGAAAUAGGAUGUAUAUUUUCAGUGCGCAAUGAUCGUAUGUAUAUUUAAACACAUUCAAGAUAGUGGCGGAUCCGCCUUCUGAUCAUCAGUGAAAAAAUGCGCUGCAAAAAUUUCUUAGGGAAAUCUACAAUUCUGAUCAAAAAUCCAUGACACACUUAGUAAAAAUAGCACUUUCCGUAACAGAUUUCUUAUUUAAUUGUACGCAUAGGCGCAUUGUAUUCACAAUUUUAUGUUCAGACCCUCGUUCUCCAUUCAUAUAGUGUAACACCUUGAGAGUCUAAUUACACACAGCAUUGUGUGGAUGGGGGGUGGGGGUAUGCUUUUUAUUGCGUCGCCAGCGUUGGGUGUCAAAUUCCGAGCACUGUUGAUGUACAGUUUGCCAAUAUGUUUUGACCAGGAUUGUAGUGCAUCGAUUGUUCAUGUGACUGCAAUAAUCAAGCUUCCUCAUAAGGCAAUCGGAGACUGCAUGCAUACUUCCCCAGUGGGGUGUGUUUUAUAAUAAUCCCAUAUAGUUUGGUCAGUUGCCAACCGUGUUUACUCGUCUGAGCGCUGCGACAGUCUGCUGCUUAUUUGAUGGCGCCGCUUUUUAAAAAUUAUUUUUAUUUGUGAAAGAUAUUCACUGGAAAGAGGAAGAGAAAAGUUUCGCAAUCGGGAAAUGCGAAUCUCCAAAGCCAUAUGAAAAGGGGCCAGAAGACCCAAGAGAAUUGUCAUUUGUCACAACUUCGUUUAUUAAGGUUACAGAACACCUUUGAGUGUUAAUUUUGCCUAAAAUUUUUUUAUUGGUUUCAAUGAAAGCAUUAGACUAGUUCUACUAUCUGACCAAUUUUGAACGAAAAAUGUUGAAAACUCGCAGAGUUAUUUAGUAAAAUACAUUUCGCUGCAAUAAGAAAAACAUUGAAAAUGUAAUAUUCAAAUUCAAUUUUCUCACGAAAAAUUUUACGGUAAUUACUGAUUUUCAAACGAGUUGUGCUCCUGCGGGUUUUAACCAAUUUUUCUCAAAUUUUUACAGGGCAUAGCUAAGGGACGGACCAUUUGAUUUUUCAUGGGGGGGGGGGCGCAUUUUUGAGAGUGCUCGAUUUUUUUUGGACCUCACCGACUCCGCACGAUUUUUUUUUAUCGAAUCUUGCUGCGUGCACGAUAUUUUUUUAAAUUUUUACUAUAGCGUUAGUACAAUAAUAACCACGUAUGGUUAUAUUCCGGUUGAAGAAUGUAUUUGAAUAUACAGCAUAUAACCACAAAAUAGGAAAGUAUAGCAGAAGUGUAACCCACGAAAAUUUUAACUCGCUCACGCCAUCCUGGCUAGUACAGCCGGAAAUUUUUAUCAGGUUUUGAUAGGUACAAAGUGCCGGUUGUACUGGCCAGGAUGGCGUGAUUGAUGAUCGGACGAAUCGCUUGUAAAAACGCGGACAAAUACUUGCUUGAGUGAGACUUCUGGUAUACCUUCCUAUUCUAUGAUAUAACUAUCACAGCCCAUUUUAUACGUGGCCAAUUUUAUACUUGGCCCAUUUUAUACGGGCUAUGGUCUACGAAAUGUAGACCAUAGUCCCAAUCAAAAUUGGAUCAAGUGUAUUAAAGUGUGUAACCCAUUUUGCAUUGGCGUAAUGGCAUCUAUAUACAAAUUCUCACGGUUCCCAAUCGUAUCAGUGUUCCCAUUACGUAUUAUAAACUGCGAUUUUUAUUGAGAAUCAGAGAGCGAUAUUAAUGAGCAGGCUACCGUGAAUGCUGUUCGCAGGCUACCGUGAAUGCAGUGGCGUAGCCAGACUAUAAUUUUUGGGAGGGCAUAUAUCGAACGCCCAAGGCGUAAGCCUUUUUAGGGGGGUCCGGGGGCAUUCUUCCCCGGGAAAAUUUUGAAAUCUGGAGUCCCUCAAUGGCGAUUUCCCGUGUUUCUGGGGAGAGAUUUUGCAUAAUUCUGAAGAUUAUUUACUGCAGGAAAGACCUGAUUUUUAAUGAUUUCUCAAUAAUGUGGAUCCUUAAUUUGACUCACUACUUGGUCGCGUGUGAAUAGCUAAAUCGAAGUUUUAAAACGCAUUUUAACCAAUAACCACCAUAGGCAUUAUUUUAUGUAGUUAGAUUUAGGAAAGAUUAGAACUUUUAUAGACAAUUUGGUGAACAGAUGAGAUUGGUAGUCACAUGGGUAGUCAUCGUCCCCCCCCCCUAAUUUCUACCCGGAUUUCAUCUUUUUACAAGGGCAGUCCAUCAGCCUAUUGGGGGGGGGGGCUGAGCCCCCCCUGUCUACGCCACUGCGUGAAUGGUCAAUAUUUGAUCGUGUGAAAUGCUUGAUUUUACUGUCAUGAUCUGUGAUUUGUUCUACAGCCGUGAGGCGUGAUUGUCGAUAAAAAAUGUUCCGUGAAAUGGGAAUUAAGGAUGUCUGUUUCGUGAACUGUGAUUUUGAUUUGUUUAUUCCGAUCUAUUUUAUAAUAGUGAUAAUGGACAUAAUACGCGAUAAUAAUUUAUAUGAUCGAUCUCACUCGAUUGCACAAGAGUAGAAACUUUGGAGGCCUUUCGGAGAUCGUCGGACGUACUCAUCACUCAAACUUGUAAGUAGUUUUUAACUGCCAGGCAGAGAAGAGAAUUUAAAGCGUAGUAUACUGUACCAUGCAUUAAACAUAAUCUUAAAAGGGAAACUGAAUUUUUCUUUCAAUAUAGAGUAUUGCUAAUUUAGAAUUUUUUUGUGCUCGAUAUUUUUUUUGCUGCUGUUAGUGAUGUUCGAUAUUUUUUUCUUCCAUUCGAGACAUGCUCGAUAUUUUUUUUCGGAUUUGCGCCCCCCCCCCCCAUGAAAAAUCAAAUGGUCCGUCCCUAAAUACGUCAGUUUCAGAAUUGUGUUCGGCUUUUUUUUAAUUUUGGAUAUUUUAAAAAUAAAGAGCAAUUCACUCAAACAAUUCAGAAAUAUAUUGCAGUCGUCAAAGAAAUCGCCAUAUCAGCGGAAUGACGAAAUAAACAAAAAUUUCCGAACACAAUUUUUUAGAACAACUAUUUUACUGUAUAAAUAUGAUAUUUUCAUAAAUAUAACUUAAAACCAGCAGGAGCACAACUCAAAAGCGUAAAGGUACCGCGAUUUAAGAUUUUCCUGAAUAACUCUUACAUUAUUUUAUUGUUUGUCAAUUUUACAACUUUACCAUAUUUUGCAUGCACUGGAGAACAUUUGGUGAAAAUUUGAUGAAAAUCGGACUGAUAUUGAGCGCGCAGUAGCGAUUUUCCGCAAAACGCCAAAAAGGGUGUCCUGUAACCUUAAUAGUAUACAAAAAUAUAAAUAAAGCUGACAUGUUCGAAGGGACUGUACCUCAUCUUUGAAAUAUAAUAUUAUAACUUAAAAUAUAAUUGUUGUAGCUAUAAAGUAUAUACUUCUCACUAUUCUGACUAUCCUUAGGGUCUCUGAGUUAACUUAGCUAUAUGAUGUAGUUUUACCAUUUUAUAUAUGAAUGUUUGGAACUUACGAUAUGUAUAAAUCUUUUAUAAACGUUCGUACCGAAACUUGAAAGUCCUGAAAUUUGAAAACAAAAAUUCAAAAUCUUGAACAUAUAAAGCCUGACUUACACUAUCAAAGUUUCUGUAAAUUCGAUGUUGUAAAGGAUUUGUAAGAACUGUUUGAGGGAACUGACUUCAAUGGUGUUUAACAUUAAGUCAAUUCGCUCAAACAUUUCUUACAAAUCCUUCAAAAUAUUUCUUACAGAUCCUUGCACUGGAGAAUCUUAAUAAUGCAGUUAAUACUUUUAGGAAUAUAACAAAACUAAUUUAGAUAACCUGCAUCCCAAGGUAAAUACAAAUGCCAAAAAUUGUACUCCGGGGGGAGGGGGCACGACCAGGGGAUUCAUGCUUCCUUCCAGAACGUUUUGGAAAUGAGGUGUGCCAGAUUAGCUAUAAAAAUUUGCCAAACAACAUUUGUUACAUCAUUUAAAGUCUAUACAAUUAUUCACUAUUGCACUAUUAAGAUAUGAUGGAUACACUUAUAAUUGCAUUUCUGAGGUCAUACCUACACUACAGGUGACAUUCUUGUUAUUGGUUAGAAUAUUUCCUUCUCCUUUACCUCAAUUUUUACAAUAUAUAAUCUUGUUUUACUUUCUUGGGGAAAUAUUUUCUGGGACCAAUGGUCCCGUGGUCCGAUACUUUCUGCACCCCUGCUAUUAAUAAAUAGAGUAAACCAACAACAUAAUCUAACUUGUUUUUUUACAACAGGUAGGUGAAGGUUUAUACGGGGAAACGGAUGAAACCACGCUGUCCAGAGGUCAAGAACUUAACUUGCAUCUUCUUAAAGACACACAAUGUUACUCUGGAAUCACAGAGACGGGCGAGGAGCUACACAUCCCUUUAAACUCGCCUCAUAAAGUCCAUGUUUUCUCAGAGAAGAGGUUAGAAAAGUACGACUCGCCAAGGGAAUUGAGUGUUCUCUUUCCACAGAAAUAUAAACACGUGCGCUUACAAAGCAGCCAAGAGAAUUCAUCUGACAAUACUGAAACCAUCGAAGCUGGGGAGACGCUACGAGCAUUAUAUUUUGACAAGGAUAGGAAGAAUUUAGUUUGCGUCGAUAAGAAUGGGUGUGAAGUAACUUUAGAGAUGCAUCAGCUAAGCGCAAUCAAAGUGAUUGAAAAAACCGAAGAUCCCGUGUUCAUCGCUGAAGUAUAUCACCGCUUUUCGCUACCUCUUACUGUCCAAUUUAUACAACAGGCCAAUUCGUCCGUCCAACUCGCACGGGGUUUGAUACAUUUGAAAAAAGUUAUAAUCAAGCAAACUGUAAUUGCAACUUCGCGGGAUGUGGAUUCUAAUUCAAUAUUGACUUUUCCCAGUGCCCUAGAUGUUACGGUGAUAGCACCGCAAGAAACGACACUGGCACAUCCUGAGUAUCGUAAGUUGUGUGAGAAUCUAAAUAUGAAAGUUGAUUUGAAGAAAGUUGAGGAGACCAUAGAAAAAGAUGAAGAGGUUAGUUAUUACCGUAUUUCCUCAAUUAGCCUCUUCUAAUAAGUGUCCAGUCCAGAACCACUGGGGAGGGGCGGGGGUCAUUUCUUCCCCAUUUUUCUUGCUUUAGUUUUUGGAUAUCUUCUGAAAUUGUUUGACAUUCAAAACGGACAUUUUGUUGAAUUGAUGUUGUUUGUUCAUAUCUGACAAAGCUGUUUGAAACUUAUUAAAGUUGCGUUAUUGAAAAAUUUAACAUCAGAUUUUACUGAUUUCUAACCACUUUUCAUCAGUAUUUAGUCCUUGAAUUUGCUGAUACAUGGCCUUGAAUGUUCUUGAAAGUUCUUGAAUUUGAUUCUUCUUCACAUUUACGAACCCUGUAUUAAAAAAGCCUUGCCUUUCGCAAACGUGCUUCAAAUAACGAAUCAAAUCUGCGGCCCUACGAUCAAUCGAGUUAGGUUCUGGUUUAAGUUCAAUCGAUUAAGAUGCCCCAAAAACCUUGAUAUUUACUCAUAUACCUUUCCAUGGCAUCACCGUAAAAUACAUGAAUUUGCGGUCAGAGUUGGACAACUGGACUCUGUAGCUCAGUUGGUUAGAGCGCUUCACCGGAAUCGCAGGGCCGCAUGUUCGAUUCCUGCCAGAGGACCUAUACAGGGCCAGGGUGUUGGCCAGGCGGCCGUCCGACCGUCCUAGGGACGGCCACUUCUGAAUUUGGACGGCUACAUUUUAAUGGACGGCCAAAGGGAAUAGUUUUUUUAAAUAGCAAUGGACCUUUCCCCUUAUAACUAAAAUUUCGAUCUGGACAAAAAUUUCAUCACGGCUUGAAAGAGCAUCACAAAAUUAGUGAUAUUCUAAAGUUUUGUUGCAAAAUCUUGUAAAAUGCGGAUAAUAUAGCCUUUCGAAGUUUGCCGUUUUUCAGUCAUUUUGUAUUACAAACGGGAAAUUGACAUCCGAUUCGGGUGUUGGAGCUGCAAUUUCCCGUUUGUAAUGCAAAAUGACUGAAAAUUGCAAACUUCGCAAGGCUCUAUUUUCCUCAUUUUACAACAUUUCGCAACGAAACUUUGGAAUAUUACUAAUUUUGUGAUGCUCUUUCAAGCUGUGAUGAAAUAUUUGUCUAGACUUGCCUAGAUCAAAAUUUUGGUUAUAAGGGGAAAGGUCUAUUUACAAGCUUUGUAAUAUUUCUUGAAUACUUCGAAUUGUUGUCAUCUGCUGUUUACUUUACUUAUGGUAUAUGUUUUCAUACUUUUUCCCGUCGAAAACACGUUGAAUAUGGCUGAAUUGAAGUAUCGACGGACGUGUGUGGAUCAAAAAGUAAAAUGGUUCAACGAAUAGAACACCACAAUUCCACAACAACAAAAAAUUGCGGCCACGCCCAAAAACAUGUGACCACGCCCACAAAAAUGUGUGACCACGCCCAAAAAAACAUUUUGGACGGCCACUUUUGAAAUCCUGGCUAACACCCUGUACAGGGCGUAUAAAAAAACCCGAGUCUACCAUAGUUUCGUUUUGUGUUCAAUUUAAAGCUUGUUUUUUCAUCUUUCGAAUGAAGGGUUUCUUGAAAAUUUUGAACUAAGGCUAAUCGCAAUAAAAAGAAUUUAGUACAAGCGCUCGUUUUUAGACGCUUCGAAAUAUUAAUUUUCGAAGUCCCUUGGGGACUUAAUAAAAGGUAGCUUGCUAAAAUUUAGAACGUUGUUGUUUAAAACUUUACAAUCACCAUUCACAAUGCCAAAGAUAACAAUUCCGGAAAGAACAUUCAUUGUUGAAAAGUAUUUCGAAACAAAAAGCGUUGUUGCAGUGUUAAGACAAUUUCAAAUAGCUUUUCCAGGACGUAAUCUUCAUCGAGCGUUUGGCGUAAUGUCAACAAGUAUCGGCUGCAUAUGCUUUGAAUGGAAGAACCACCCCAUAAAGUUUAAAUCGAAAUAAAGGAAACUCGGGAAGAAGAAGACUUGUCUUGGAUAUGAGACAAAGAACGAACUUGUGUGAACUUAGAAAUGGAGGCCACGUUGAGUAAAUGUGUACUUCCAACUUAUUUUUGGAACGUUUGAAUAAAUUGUGAAUUUAACACAUCUACGUUUUUUAAUUUUCCAAUUGCACUUACUUAAAUUGACACAGCUCGCCAGCAAUAACUCCAAAUUUUAUAAAAUAAAGUAUAUAAAAUAGCCGAAAGAUCGCGAUUUCGAAAGAAUGCAAGUAUAAACGUCUAACUUUCAUAUUUGCUUUGAAAUUUACACUUCAUGUGAGGACUCCGUUUUUUUUAUACACCCUGUAGUUUCAUUUUUCGUAGGAGAAGGCUUAUAAUUGCAUUUUCUUGGUUAGGUCUGAUAAAUGUAUAGAAUUUACACCCGAAAUUUCCAUCUACAGAAUCCUUUAACAUUAUCAAAACUUGCCAUAUCAUGGACCUACCUGUAUAGUGAAAAUGUCCAAUCCACAAGAGGGGUUUAAAUUUUGGACAGGCGUGCAUAUUUGUAUAUCUGUAUUUGUUUUCUAGAUAUAUGACGAUGUUCAAGCCUGUAUUGUCAAAGCUAUUCCUUAUGCUGAGGCAUUUUUUGGCAACCGUGCUGCUCCAUGCACUUCUGCUGAAAACAACAAUAACUACGUUGAGCCUGACGAGUAUCUGGACGAAGAUAAUUACGUAGAUAUUGAUCGUAACCUUUUUACACGGCCUGUAGAAGUGACUCGUCAAGAAAGCCGAUCUACUACUUUGCCAGCCACAAGGAGUGAAACAAGUUAUGUGACGUUGCCAGGUCCUAACCAAGAGAACAGUGGUACAAAAAAACCUAUUACUCUGCCAGCCAUUAGAAGAGAAACAAGUCCUGUGACGUCGCCAGGUAUGAGCAAACAGAGCAGUCAUACAAAACAAUCUAUUUCUCUGCCAGCCACUAGGAGAGAAACAAGUCCUGUGACAUCGCCAAGUACUAGAAAACAGAAGAGUAGUUUCAUUAAAAAACUUACAAGGAAACUCAGUAAGGGAAGCAGUUCGGGUACGUUUGUGUUAAAUUUGCCCUAAUGCCCAAAUGUUUAUUCUCAUGCAUUGGAAAGAACAUUUCAAACUAUGCAGUAACUGCUUUUCCAUAUUUUGUUCCUUUGAGUUGUUUUAGUGUCUCACACGUUUCGUUACUCUGGUUUAAGUAAAUAAAUCUUCAUGCAACCAGAUAUAGUAUCAGAUAUGUUUCGCUACUCUGGUUUAAGUAAGUGAAUGUAAUAUAGGGCAAUAGGACAGGUCAAUCUCGAAACCAGAGCCUGCAAUCCUCUGAGGAGGCUUGCUGAGGCUCUGGGAAACACCAGUGAAAGUCGGGCUCUGAUUGGUUGUUUUUCAAGUGCUAAUUAUUAUUCAAACUUUG